Molecule: messenger RNA, 4747 nt
Organism: Paramecium primaurelia
Lineage: Eukaryota; Ciliophora; Oligohymenophorea; Peniculida; Parameciidae
Source: the annotation of a GenBank genome assembly
AUGUCUGAAAGAGUUAAAGUAGCAGUUCGACUUCGUCCUUUAAUUGAAGAGGAAUUAAUUUGUAAAGAUAAAUCCAUUUGUGUUGAAACUAUCGAUCCAAAUAAAAAAUUGAUCAUAAGUAAAUAUUUCUAUAUAUAUAUAUUAGUCAAGAAGGAUUUUGAGAAAAGAUAAUUUCAAUUUGAUACAAUUUUUGAUUCAAAAGCAUCUUAAAAUUAGGUUUACAAUGAUAUAGCAAAAGGAGUUGUUGGAGUAUACUUAUAAUAAUCUAUAAUAAAUUUAGAGUGUAAUCAAAGGCUUUAAUGGUACUAUAUUUUGUUAUGGUCAAACUGGAACAGGUAAAACAUACACCAUGAUGGGUAAACUGGAUUCUGAUGAGAAGGGUAUCACUCCACGUACUUUUGAAUAAAUAUUUAAUGAAAUUCAAGCAGACACUAAUAACAUAUACACUGUGUAAUUGGGUUAUUUGUAAAUAUAUAUGGAAAUGGUAUUGUUUAGAUAAUAAAUUUAGUUACUUGAUUUAAUAAGACCUGAUAAUUAAGAUGUGAAAAUAAGAGAAUGUCCAGAUAAUGGUGUAUUUGUAUCAGGAUUAGAAUGGAUGGAAGUUGAAUCUCCUUAAGAAUGUCUAAGUAUUAUGAAUUUUGCAGAAAAAAAUAAAGUAGUUGCAUUCACUAAUUUAAAUGCUCAUUCAUCUAGAUCUCAUUCUAUGCUUGUAAUCAAAGUAGAGAAGAGAUAAUCUAAAUAACAUUCAAGAUCUAUGACUAUUUCAAAAAAACCAAGUUCCAAAUUAUAAAAUUAUUCUUAAGAUAUGAUAACAGAAACUGAUGAAAGUAUAUUAUAAUCAGGUAAUUGUGUUGGAACAUUAUAUCUUGUUGAUUUAGCAGGAAGUGAAAGAAUCAAAAAAUCAAGAGCUACAGGAGAUCGUCUUAGUGAAGCUAGAUCUAUCAAUUAUUCACUUACAGCAUUAGGAAAAUGUAUUCAUGCAUUGACUGGUCCAAAAUCUACAUUUGUUCCAUUUAGAGAUUCUAAAUUAACUAGAAUUCUAUAAGAUGCUCUUGGUGGUAAUUGUAAAACUGCAUUAAUUGUGAAUAUUGGUCCUGCUGGUAGACAUGUUGAAGAAACUCUAUCUAGUCUUACUUUUGGAAUGAGAGCUAUGAAAGUUACAAAUACUCCAUAAAUUAAUUAAAAUGUUGAUUAUGAAGUAAGAAUUAAUACAUAUUAUUUAUAGUAAUUAAGUUUAUAACUAAAAAUGGAAAUUGAAAUGAAAGAUGAAAUCAUAUAAAAAUUGGAAUAAUAAUAAAUCAAAUAUCUCUAAUAAGUAAGAAUGGAAUCUAGUAACAGUAAUCUUAGUAGUUCAGAUCAUCAAUAUAAAGCUAAAUUAGAAAAAGCUGAAGAAGAACAUAAAGCAUUUUUAGAAGAAAUUGACAAUAUGAUGGUAGAAUAAGAAUAAGAAAAUGAAGAACUUAAAAAACAAUUAGGUUAAGUUAUGUAAGAAUUGGAAGAUUACAAAAAUAGAGAACAAUCUUUGGAAUAAGAAAUAGAAGAGUUUAAGAAUGUUUAAUAGUAAUUAGAGAAUGAAUUAGAGGAAGCUUUAACAAAUGUAAUACAAUUUUAUUAAUAUAAUAGAAGAAUGAAUUUGCAGAUACUAUUAAUUAAUUACAAUAGAAAUUAGAAAUGAAGGAUAAAGAAAUUUAAGAACUUAAAUAAUCUUCUUACUUAUCUACCAAAAAUAAUGAUGUAAUUAAAAUAUCAAAGGAAAAAUAAAAUUAAAUGUGGAGAUCAGAAUUAUAAUAGAUUACAUCAUAAUAUGCAAAUAAAUUAGAAGAAGUAAAAAGAUUAGAAUUUUAAUAAUAAGAAAAAGAAAAUAAUAAUAUAGUAGAAUAUAGAUAACGAAAUGAGGAACUUAUUUUAUAAGUUAAAUAAUACAAAUAUGAAUUAUCUUAAUGGAAAGAAUAAGAGUAAUAAUUAAUAUAUAGUAAUUAAUAACUUGAUGAAUAUAUACAAAAAUAAAAAGAAGUAUUUUAAUAAGAAUAAUCUUAAUUAUUAAUUUAAAUUAAAGAUCUUGAAACAAUCAAUAAUGAAAUUACAAAAAGGCUUGAAUAAAAUGAAAUCAAAUUAAAAAAGUAAUAAGAACAUUAAUAAUAAAAUGAAUUUACCUAUUAACAAGAAUUAGAUACAAAAAAUGAACAUCUUAAUAAAAUUUAAGUAGAAUAUUUUGAAAUUUAAAAAUAAAUUACUCUAAUUAAAGAAUAAUAUUCUACUAUUUAGACAAUUAAUUAAUAAAAGCUUAAAUAAUUAAAUCAUGAUAAUUAAAUGCUUAUUAAUAAAAAUGCUGAUUAUUAAUUAUAAGUAUAACAAUUAAUUGAAAAAAAUAAUGAACUUUUACAAUAAAUUUAAUAAAGCAAAAGUUCAUAAUAUACUAAUUACAAUUAAUAUUUAAAUAAUUCUAAAGUUGAAUACUAAGCUAAUNUCAUAUAAAAAUUGGAAUAAUAAUAAAUCAAAUAUCUCUAAUAAGUAAGAAUGGAAUCUAGUAACAGUAAUCUUAGUAGUUCAGAUCAUCAAUAUAAAGCUAAAUUAGAAAAAGCUGAAGAAGAACAUAAAGCAUUUUUAGAAGAAAUUGACAAUAUGAUGGUAGAAUAAGAAUAAGAAAAUGAAGAACUUAAAAAACAAUUAGGUUAAGUUAUGUAAGAAUUGGAAGAUUACAAAAAUAGAGAACAAUCUUUGGAAUAAGAAAUAGAAGAGUUUAAGAAUGUUUAAUAGUAAUUAGAGAAUGAAUUAGAGGAAGCUUUAACAAAUGUAAUACAAUUUUAUUAAUAUAAUAGAAGAAUGAAUUUGCAGAUACUAUUAAUUAAUUACAAUAGAAAUUAGAAAUGAAGGAUAAAGAAAUUUAAGAACUUAAAUAAUCUUCUUACUUAUCUACCAAAAAUAAUGAUGUAAUUAAAAUAUCAAAGGAAAAAUAAAAUUAAAUGUGGAGAUCAGAAUUAUAAUAGAUUACAUCAUAAUAUGCAAAUAAAUUAGAAGAAGUAAAAAGAUUAGAAUUUUAAUAAUAAGAAAAAGAAAAUAAUAAUAUAGUAGAAUAUAGAUAACGAAAUGAGGAACUUAUUUUAUAAGUUAAAUAAUACAAAUAUGAAUUAUCUUAAUGGAAAGAAUAAGAGUAAUAAUUAAUAUAUAGUAAUUAAUAACUUGAUGAAUAUAUACAAAAAUAAAAAGAAGUAUUUUAAUAAGAAUAAUCUUAAUUAUUAAUUUAAAUUAAAGAUCUUGAAACAAUCAAUAAUGAAAUUACAAAAAGGCUUGAAUAAAAUGAAAUCAAAUUAAAAAAGUAAUAAGAACAUUAAUAAUAAAAUGAAUUUACCUAUUAACAAGAAUUAGAUACAAAAAAUGAACAUCUUAAUAAAAUUUAAGUAGAAUAUUUUGAAAUUUAAAAAUAAAUUACUCUAAUUAAAGAAUAAUAUUCUACUAUUUAGACAAUUAAUUAAUAAAAGCUUAAAUAAUUAAAUCAUGAUAAUUAAAUGCUUAUUAAUAAAAAUGCUGAUUAUUAAUUAUAAGUAUAACAAUUAAUUGAAAAAAAUAAUGAACUUUUACAAUAAAUUUAAUAAAGCAAAAGUUCAUAAUAUACUAAUUACAAUUAAUAUUUAAAUAAUUCUAAAGUUGAAUACUAAGCUAAUUAAUCAUAUGUAAAUGAAUAAAAUUUUGAUAUUGAAUUGAAGAAAUCAAUUACUGUUUCUGGUGUUAAUGAAGGAUAAAUUGUUUUUGAAUUGUAAAUUAGAAUAUAAUAAUUGGAAGAUUAUAUUGAUUAAUUAUAAUCUUAAUUAAAAGUAAAAGAAAACUUUAUAGAGGAACUAUAAUUAAAAUGUACAAAGUAAUAGAAGGAAGCAGAUUAAUUAAAAUUUUAAAUGGAAUCAUUUUCAAAGAGAUCAUAAUAAUCUUUAUAAAGAAUGGAAGAAACAAUGUGUUAAGAAGUUGUUAGAAAUGUUUUAGAAAAAAUGAUAUUUUAAGUAGAAUUAAAUUCUUUUGAAUCAGAUGAUAUUAGUAGUCGUGCUCCAGAUAGUGAUUUAAAACUUUAGAUGAAAUCAUUUUCUAAAUAAGAAAAUGCUUAAUUAGUUGAAAGUUUAUUUAUAAAUUCUAGAUAAAGUUAACAUAAUGCAAUAGUUGAAUGUGAUGAAGAAGAAGAUAAUUCAUCAGAAAUAGAUUAUUAAUUACCUAAAUUCAGUUAAUCUGGUAAGAAGAUAUAGUAAUAAUUGAGAAUGUCAAAAAGUAGAUAAGAUUCUGUCUUUUCUUUUAGUGAAAAACAAUAAAAGAAAGAUACUGUUUCACUUUAUGAUGAUUUAAGUGAAAUUAAUUAAUAGUUUGAUGUAUAAAGCCCAAGAUCACAUUUAGAUGAAAUACAAUUUUAAAUUGAUUUUAAUGAUGUAAAUGCUGUAGAUAAAUUUAUGUCAUAAAUGAAAAAGAAAUAAGUGUCUCUUAUUUAAAAUACUGAUUUAUCUGUAGGUUCAAUAUAAUAAGCACAUAGUCCUUAAUAUAUAGAUAGUUUAAGUGAAAAGAAAGAAAAAUUAAAUUCAAGGUAAAUUAUAAUAUUAAUUAUAGAAUUGGGAAUGAAGAAUUAUAAGAAGUAAUUAAAGUGAUGGCAUAAAUGUUAGUUGAAAAAAGUAAGACUGAAUAAACAGUAACCAAUAAUACAUUGGAAACUUUAAGAGCUUCCUUAUUAGAUUUUAAUAAUUUAUGCAAUACUUUAACAACAUACUUUUUGUGA